AUGUUUAUAUGACUUUAUUUAUUUUAGGUGUCACUAUUCAAAAUAUACAUAAAAUCACUUUGCAGAGACACAAAUCAGUUUUGUUGUUCUUAACCCCUGAAUGAAACAAAUAAAAUCACCAGAAACCAGAGAAAUAUAACAAAUAUAACAUCACUGACAAAUAUCCUUUUGUUCUCCUCUCCAUCUUUUUCUUCCUCCGCCUCCUUUUAAUCUGUCUCAUUUUACUUUGCAUCUGUUUACUAAAACAGUUUGACAUUUCAAUACUAACAAUCAAACCUUUUCUAAAUUCUCAUUAUGGACCUCUCAGGUUCUUUGCCUCCUCCUUCCCAAUACACCUCCUCUAUUAUCCCCAAUUUCUCUGUGCCCUCCUCCUCUCCCUCCAUCUCUCCAUCACCCAGCCUGGCCUCCACAGCUCUGUUCUGCUCGCUCCUCUCUCUCCUCUCCCUGCUGGGCAUCACUGGGAACCUGUACACUUUGGUCCUCCUCCUGAGGCGCAGGAGAAGUAGGAGAAGACAUGGAGCGGGACUGACCUGCUGCCUAAUGAGAGUACCUGUACCAUCCUGCCUUGCCAACUCCUCCUCCCCUUCUUCCUCUCCCAUCACCUCUUCCUCCUCCUCCUCCUCUCUUCACCUGCAGGUGCUGAGCCUCGCUCUUGCUGAUCUGCUCUACCUUUUCACCGCUCCCUUCAUUGUGUAUGACAGUCUGGCGUCCGACUGGGCCUUUGGUGAGCUGGGCUGCCGCCUCCUCCUGAGCCUGGACCUCCUAACCAUGCACGCCUCCAUCUUCACUCUCACCGCCAUGAGUCUGGACCGCUACCGGGCUGUGGCCCAUCCCCUCCGCACCUCCUCCUCCAACUCCUCUGGCCUGCUACGUGUGGGCCUGGCCUGGGGGCUGGCUGUGGCUCUUAGCCUGCCCAUGAUGAUCACUCUCCAUCUGGAGGACGGGGAGAACCAGGAGGGCCAGCUGUGUGUGCCUGCAUGGGAUGAGCAGAGCUCCAAGGCCUAUCUGAGCGUGCUGUUCUGCACCAGCAUUCUUGGUCCUGGGCUGGCCAUCGGAGCUCUUUAUGCUACUUUAGGCCGGCUUUACUGGGUUUCUCAGACUCAGUCUGCCUGGGCCACUGGGAGCAGUACUGCUUGCCCUCCUCGUGCUCCCAAACCUAAAGUCCUGCUCCUCAUCCUGGGCAUUGUCCUGGCCUUUUGGGCCUGCUUCCUGCCUUUCUGGAUCUGGCAGCUGCUGCCUCUGUACCAGCCCGACAUGCUGCGAACAGUACCAGUGGGGACACAGGUGACAGUGAACCGUAUCCUCACGGGGCUGACAUAUGGAAACUCAUGUGUGAAUCCGUUCUUCUACACACUAUUGACUGGGAAACAUAGACGCAAUCGGCAGACGCUGACAUCAGCAAAUCAGCUCUGCCGCAAGAGCAGUCCACUGCAGUAAUGUGGGUGUCUCUCUAACAGUGGAGACGAUAAUGUGAGUCUGUACAUGUAUGUUUUCUGGUAUACACACAUAUGUGUGAAAAGUACUGUAAAUGAAUGCUUUAUGAUUUCCACAAUAGGCACCAAAGACCAUUGAUGAAAUGAUAGCACUUUGUAUAAAAGCUUGGUCAAAGGAUAAUAUUUCCUAUUAGGAGAUUAAAUAAUAAUAUUUGGGUUUUAACUGAGUGCAAACUGACAAUCUCUGUUAGAUGUAUUACUGAAAUAAUGCUGUAUUUGCUAAAUCUGUCCAACCAUCAUAUAAAAUAAUAUGUCUUUAAUUGCUGUAGUAAGCAAGUUCUCACAAAAUGAUCAUUUUGUUUUAAAUGGUUUCCUGAUAUUACAUUAAUGGCUCUGGUAAAGUAAAAAAAUUUUAAACAAGUGGUUACUAAAGUGAUUACUUGUGUGAUGCCAUUAAACCCAAAACAACAGAGAGAGCCGGUUUAUUUAGUAAAGUGAAUUUUUGUCUCUAAUAAAUCCUGUACUAUAUAAUAUUAGGAAAGAUGAGUUAAUGCCAUAUGUUGUGCAUGUACAAGCAUUUCCAAUAAAACCUUGAUGCACUUCUGCUUGUUUUCAGAGAACAAUCAAAGAAAAUGUUUGUUUUUGAACAACUGGUUGUAACUGGUCUGGACCUCGUUGGGACAUUUUUCUGAGACAUUGUUUGUUGACAUAAUGAAUUAUGUUUGACUGGGUCAACAGUCUUUUGUUUGCUUCCCUUGAACCCUGACUUUUUUAUAAUCAUAACCUGCAUGUUGGGUUUGAAAAUGUACUUAUUAUUACGGAUCAUGCAAUGCUUUGCAUGGCCUCAACUUGUGUUGACUGUAACUGAUGUUUACAAUAAUGAAUAAUAUGUAGCCUUAAAUAAAGACUAUGAUUUCUGUUAUUCACUGAGUCAUUUUUAUCUUUACCUUGAGAAAAAUAUGAGCAUGUGUCUAU
Thunnus maccoyii (southern bluefin tuna) is the source of this 2408-nucleotide messenger RNA. Its product is annotated as urotensin-2 receptor. The transcript has a single exon. The record is from RefSeq and is a predicted model, not a curated record. NCBI's taxonomy places the organism in Eukaryota, Metazoa, Chordata, Actinopteri, Scombriformes, Scombridae. Gene Ontology annotation, molecular function: urotensin II receptor activity. Gene Ontology annotation, biological process: neuropeptide signaling pathway; regulation of blood pressure; blood vessel diameter maintenance. Gene Ontology annotation, cellular component: membrane. The coding region runs from base 295 to 1437 and encodes 380 amino acids.